CCAAAUGGCCUUCUGGCGCUCGCCGCAAGCCGAAUAGCGAAAUCGGCUCCUCUUCACGCUCGUGUCCUGAGUGUCGUCAGCCGCUACUCUUAAUUUCGUGUAGCAGCUGCUAUGGCCUCUGGGGUUGCCAGUGGUGGUGGCUGUGGGGCCGUGUGCUGCCUGGCUCGGCGCGCCGUAUCGUCAUCCAGAGCGCGCCAGUCGCGCACCUUCUUAGCGCGUAUAGCUUUCCCGCUUCCCGCUUCUGCCGGGCCGCCUACGGUUGCACGACUCGCGUCGUUAGACCCGUUACUAGCCUCCGGCUCUGCCUCUGCCGUUGCCGUUGCCGUUGCAGGUUCCCCUUAUUGCGAAUCCCCGUCACCGUCCGCCGUUUCCGCCGCCGCGACAGCUCGUGUACGCGAUACAGGAACAUCCCUUUUUAGGUCUCGCGCGCAACCCCUCGCCUCUCGCUGUGCGAUCGCCAUUGUCGCCAGGCGACGCGUAUGCGACCACGAUCAUCAGCCCAGAUCACGAGCGUUCAGUCCUGCCCGCGUAUGCGGCCGUUCUUUGAUCAUGCCAAGGGCCGUCUCCCACCACCACCACUGGAACCACCUCCACCGCCACCACCAUGUUAUUUGCCUCCGACCGAGGGCCUUCUCCACAUGUGUUGCUUCUGCUGCCGCUCAGCGCGAAGGUAGACCUCCUGGUACUGUAGCUGAUCGUGAGCGGGAAACGGGUCGAGCUGAAGCGGGUACGGCUGAUGCGUGGUGGGAGGGGGAGGGGGGCCAGGAGGAGAUGGCGAGAGCGAGAGAGGAAAAUGGGGAUGCGUGGGAGGGGUUCGGGGAGAGGGGAGAAGGGGAAGGCGAGGGGGAGGAGAGAGAGGAGGGAGGACGAGGGGGAGGGAGGAAGAAGAAAGGGAAGAGGAGGGGGUCGAGUGGUGUGGAAGAGCAGGGGGGAAUUGUGGGAAUUGAGGAGUGGAGUGAGAGUGGGAGUGAGGGGUGGAGUGCGAGGGGGAAUGAGGGGUGGAGCGGGAGAGGGAGUGAGAGAGGGAGUGAGGGAGGGAGUGAGGGAGUCGGUUCCUCCUCUGCAGCGGGCUUCCUAUCUCUAUCGGACGCGCAUCUGCUGCAGCAGUGUGACGUGGACACAUACAGAGCGUCGGGCCCGGGGGGGCAGCACCGCAACAAGACAGAGUCUGCCGUCCGGAUCAGGCACAAGCCGACGGGAUGCGUGGCCCAGUCGUGUGAGCAGCGGUCGCAGCACAUGAAUAAGGCCACGGCCUUGGUCCGCCUCCGACAGGCCAUUGCCCUCACAGUGCGCACCCCCAUCAACCUGCCCUCCUACGAGCCCUCUCUCGAUCUCCUCCGCAUUCUGCCCCGCUCCGCCUCCAACUCCAAGCCUCAGCAGCGCCCGUCUAAGGCCGACGCUGCUGCCACUCAACCCCAGGCUGCAGGAGGGUCUGGUGGUGGGGAUGCUGCUGCCACCAGCAGUGGUGGCACUGGCAAUGGUAGUGGUAGUGGCGGUGGCGGUGGGGGGGGGGUGGGAGCAGUGGUGGUAGUGGCAGUGUGAGCAAGGUGGCGGGCAGGAAGGUGAAGGACCGGAUCGGCCCGAAUCAUGCUGAAUUUCACAAGGGCGCCAGUGAGCUUCUGGAUGUGUUAUCAGCCCAUGAUGGGAACGUCUCUGCUACAGCCGCCACUCUAGGCAUCUCCACUGGAGCCCUAUCCAAGCUGCUUCUAUCCGACAGGGGUCUCUUGCAGCGAGCCAAUGAGCUCAGAGCCACCGAGGGCUUGAAGCCUCUCAGAUGAAACUAGGGUACCGAACCUCUCUCUCACCUAAGCAUGCUAUGGUGUACAGCAGCUGUGCUUGCGGGAUGAAUUGCACUGCAUUGUGAUACGGAGUUACAGGCAGGCACUCACUGCCAUAUGCAUCAUGCUGAUUUGCAUUGAGGAAAAAUUAUCGUACGGUACCUGUUUUAGGGCACAUGUAAUUCGUGAGCACCCUUUUUCACUACCACCCUGUGCGAGGGGGCUCGUAGAAAACACCAGACUAUACCAUGCCAUGCCAUAUCAGCACGGACUAUACCGUACCGUGCCAUAUCAGUGCAGGUU
Messenger RNA from Closterium sp. NIES-67, 2081 nucleotides. The record is from the annotation of a GenBank genome assembly. NCBI's taxonomy places the organism in Eukaryota, Viridiplantae, Streptophyta, Zygnematophyceae, Desmidiales, Closteriaceae.